Messenger RNA from Zootoca vivipara (common lizard), 1147 nucleotides. Lineage: Eukaryota; Metazoa; Chordata; Lepidosauria; Squamata; Lacertidae. The record is from RefSeq and is a predicted model, not a curated record.
CUUCCUGCAGCGGCCGAACCACAACUCCCAGAAGCCCUUUGGGUGUCGGUCUGGCUCUGAAAGUGAAAACAAACUUCAGGGCUGCGCGUUUCAGGGAGGGAAAGCGCCACAUGUUUCGUUUCUCUUUUGUUUCCGCUCCGGGAGCCCAGUGAUGCGUAAAGGGAGCGGGCGGGAGCCGCCUUGCCAAGCGGGGCAGCAGGAAGAGCGCGCAAGUUCUCCUUGCCGGGCUUGAAGCCAAGGAAACUCCGGCGGGAAGGCCGAGCAAGAAGCGGCAGCCGCUGCCGCCGCCCGGUGCAUGCGGUGCGCCUCGCAGGAGCCGCGCGGACGACCUGCGAACGGGAGUCCGGUUCCCGCUGCGCUGCCAGCCGCCCUUGGAGCGAGGGGCUUUGGGUGCACCUCUCCCGCUUUCUCCUGAAGCAUGUGGGGCUGAAGGGGGGAAAGCAGCGAUUUCCCUGCAACCCCGGAGCAAUAAAUAAACAUGGAGGCGACGGCUGCUGCUACUGCUGCUGCUGCAGAAAAGCCAGGUGGCGAGGAACAGAGCCCCCCGGGCUCCAGCGCGGAGGCCCCGGCGGAUUCCUCCAUGGACGCCUGCCUGCGAUCUCAGGGGUUGUACCGCAAGCGAGUGGCGAAGGACGGGUCAUGCCUCUUCCGAGCCGUGGCGGAGCAGGUUUUCCAUUCCCAGGCUCAACAUCUGGACAUUAGGAUAGCCUGUAUACACUUCCUGCGGAACAACAGAGAGCAUUUUGAAGCGUUUAUAGAGGGACCAUUUGAAGAAUACCUGAAGAGUCUUGAAAAUCCUCAGGAAUGGGUCGGACAAGUGGAAAUAAGUGCCCUUUCUCUUAUGUACAGAAAAGACUUCAUAAUAUAUCAGGAACCAAAUUCUGCUCCUUCGCAUGUAACUGAAAAUGGCUUUCCUGACAAGGUAUUGCUGUGUUUCACCAGUGGAAGCCACUACGAUAUUGUCUAUCCGGUAGAAUACACAGUCAGUGCUGCUCUUUGCCAGUCUAUUCUGUAUGAAAUUCUGUACGAGAAAGUGUUUGGUGUCGAUGUGAGUAAAAUCUUAAAAGAACUCAGCCCUCCUGAAGUGACUAAGGAUGCCGACAGAAACAGUGAAGCGUCUGAUUCAGAGGACGGAGACAUGGAGUAA